Molecule: messenger RNA, 1629 nt
Organism: Pungitius pungitius (ninespine stickleback)
Lineage: Eukaryota; Metazoa; Chordata; Actinopteri; Perciformes; Gasterosteidae
Gene: acap1
Product: ArfGAP with coiled-coil, ankyrin repeat and PH domains 1
Exons: 11
Coding region: 1-1236 (411 amino acids)
Molecular function (GO): GTPase activator activity; protein binding
Source: RefSeq, a predicted model, not a curated record
AUGACUAGAGUACCGAGUCGUUUCACCACCAUGACGGAGCUCCUUGAAGAGCUCUUCCGCAAGGUGCUUGAACCCGGAGGCUCGGUGUCGGCGAACAAUUUUGGAGGCGGCGGAGGGGGAGGAGGAGGGGAUCAGGAGAACAAGGGCUGCAAGGCCCUGGAGGAGGUGCAGGCCAUCCCGGGGAACAGGCAGUGCUGCGACUGCGGCGAGCCGGGUCCCGACUGGGCCUCCAUCAACCUGGGCAUCACGCUCUGCAUCGUCUGCUCGGGAAUACACCGGAGCCUGGGGGUCCAUUUCUCCAAAGUACGCUCCCUCACUCUGGACUCCUGGGAGCCAGAGCUCAUCAAGCUGAUGUGUGAGCUGGGAAACACGGUAAUCAACCGGAUCUACGAGGCCCGGAUCGACGAGAUCACCAUCAAGAAGCCCCACCCCUCCAGUCCCAGAGGAGACAAGGAGUCGUGGAUCCGGUCGAAGUACGUCGAGAAGAAGUUCAUCCAAAAGCUGCCCGAGACGGGCAGAACCGCCCUGGUGAGGCGGUCCAGCGCCAGGAGGAACCCGAUCGACCCGCAGGAACGGCCCGCCCUGCGGCCGCCGCUCAAGCCCAAGCCGAACCGAGCCACUCUGCCUCGGCUCACGGGGCUGAGCCCCAGUGACCUUCUCCAAAAGAACAACACACACACAGAUACAGAGGAGGAGGAGGACCUGAGUGGACUUCACCCGGGGGCCUUGCUGUACCGCUCGGCGGCCCUGCAGAACUUCCCCGUCAUGGCCGACGCUCUGGCCCACGGAGCCAGCGUCAACUGGGUCAACGCGGCCGAGGGGUCCAGCACGCCGCUGAUCCAGGCGGUCUCAGCGAAUGCGCUGGCAGCCUGCGAGUUCCUGCUGCAGAACGGCGCCAACGUCAACCAGGCCGACAGCAGCGGGAGGGGGCCGCUCCACCACGCCACCAUCCUGGGUCACACCGGGCUCGUUUGCCUCUUCUUGAAGCGAGGAGCGGACUACAACGCCAAAGACAAGAGCCAGAAGGACCCCAUCACCAUCGCCGUGGACACGGCCAACGCUGACAUCGUCACUUUGCUGCGGAUCGCCAAAAUGAACAAGGAGAUGCGUGAGAUGGACGGAGCGUUUGGCCAAUCAGGGGAUGAUACCUACCACGACAUCUUCAGAGACUUUUCCCACAUGGCCUCGAACAACCCGGAGAAGCUGAAACGCCGCAGUGCAGACCCCAAAACUUAACGGGCCUCCGCCUCGUGUCCUACUUGCACACUGUCAAACACACACACACACACACACACACACACACGUUUGGUCAUAGCUCAGCUGUUGUUGACCUCGGAGGGGAUAAGCGCUGCUUUGUGUGAACGCCGCGGCAGCUUUUUGAGACCAGCAGGAGGUGUCUUAAUGUGCAGAAGAUUCCUUUCCUGUGGUGAAUCUGUUUGGGAUUUUUUUUUUUUUCUUUUCAUGAACUAAAAAGGGCAGUGUUGUUUGCACAUCAUUGUUACAGAGAUUAAGUUGACUCCUCCGUAAGAUUGUAAUGUACACAAACCUUUACAUGCGAUAGUGUUAUUUUAGACUGUGAGGUACUUAAGAUUUGUAUCACGAUCAAAUAAACUGUAAUACAAAAACCUA